Molecule: messenger RNA, 506 nt
Organism: Bombus impatiens (common eastern bumble bee)
Lineage: Eukaryota; Metazoa; Arthropoda; Insecta; Hymenoptera; Apidae
Exons: 3
Coding region: 1-330 (109 amino acids)
Source: RefSeq, a predicted model, not a curated record
AUGGACGAUCUGAGCUCUACGUAUUUCAUGACUGAUAUCUUGUCCGCGGUGACUCUCGGCUGUCUUACGAGCGUAUUUUUGAUAGUUGCGAAAUCUUUCGCAUGCCAUAAAAGGGUUAAGAUAAAUAUAAUAGGCGAAAGUAUAAAUUGGCGGCGAGCAUGUUUGGACGAUCUAUCUGGAGAAGUGGGCUGUGGCAAGUGGAAUAACGACGAGGAGCAGCGGGAGGACCAACGAGAAGAAGGAAAACAGCUUGUUUUAUCGCUGACAAUGAGAAAUCUCUUGAAUACCUCGUUGGCUGCGUGCAAGCGUGGAAGAAAAAGUGUGAAAUAAAGUAAGAAGUAGCAGGGAGAAGUAGCGUGAAUGUGUAAAUAAGAACGUGUAAAUGAAAGCGUCAAUGAAAGUGUUUGAAAAGCGUUUUGCGUAAAGCAGGUAGUGAUAAAAACGUUGAAGUAUAGGGUGAAAGGACGAGGUGUGUAAUAAAGAUGCGUAAAUGAAAUAAACGCGUA